Molecule: messenger RNA, 3744 nt
Organism: Suillus subalutaceus
Lineage: Eukaryota; Fungi; Basidiomycota; Agaricomycetes; Boletales; Suillaceae
Product: CHAT domain-containing protein
Exons: 6
Coding region: 205-3555 (1116 amino acids)
Molecular function (GO): protein binding
Source: RefSeq, a predicted model, not a curated record
GCUUAAUGCAACCAUAUAAGCGCCCCAGACUAGACAAUAACAUGGAAAUACACGUGCAGCGCGACUUCAACCCUUCCUCUCCCUCUCACCUGAACUUCAUCCACAGUUCCCAUAUCCCCACCACCGUCUUCUUCUACCACACAUUCCGUCCACUGGCCACCCAGCCCAUCCUCAAUUCUUGUCUUUUUCUUUCAUCACACUAUCAUGCCCGGUACAUUAGAAGGCCGAUAUAUCAGGCUUGAAGUUAUCAGUGGAAAAAAUGUUAAAGUCCCUUCCGAGCGCAUUCCCGCAGGCAUCUACGUAUCCGUCAAUCUCGAGUCGGGCAGGCGCUGGAAAUCAGCCAUCGGAGUCUUAUCAUCUGACGAAUCUAUAACGUGGCGCGAUACUGCGAACUUAUCGUUAGAUGCUUCGCCUACGUUAUCAGUGGAGAUCAGGGCUUCCUUCGAGCUCGAUCAGAUGCUGGGCAAUGGAGAACUUGUUGGAGAACUUGAAAUGUCAUGGGAUGCACUGCUCGAUCAUGGAAAUGAGCCUUUCGACAUAUCCUUCCCGUCCGUUCGUGGUGUUCACCCUUCCCUCAUACUAAAGGCUACGGUUCUACAUAAUUGCGACAAUCAGGACAGCGCACUGCUUGACUUCAUCGUUGAAUGUCAGAUUACUCAAGACACGGAUGCGGGUCAUGAACGAUUUGCCGCAUACGUCACAAGCGAGACGGUCUCUCACCUGAACGAUGCUGUAAAGCAUUUUCAGUUGGUCCUGGACCAAUGUCCGGUCGGCCAUCCUCACCAGGCAGCGGCUCUCACCAACCUCGCGUGGGUCCGCCUUCAAGGCUACAUUCGAAAGGACCUUCAAGACAUCGACUGUAUCACUUCUCUCUUCCGCAAGACCCUUGCAUUGCGUCCGCAGGGCCACCCCGAUCAUCCAUUAUCCAUCUAUCACCUUCUUAAAGCGUUGAUCUGGCGCUACCGCAAGGAGAACUUCACCGCCGCCUAUAUUCAGGAAUCGGCACAACUGUCGUGCAAGCUAUUGCCCCUCUGUCCAGAGGACACCUACCUUCAUAACAUUGCAACAGGGGCAAAUGGCGUCGAUUAUGUGAUCCACGCAUGCAACAAUCUUCCAAUAGACGCAUCCGAUGAAGGUAUCUACCUUUGUCGAGUCGUACUCGAGCUCUGCCCUCUGGUAAAUGAACACCGUUCAAAAGCACUCUACAAGCUUUCACGGGCUCUCAGCGCACAUUUUGAACAACGCGGCACCAUCGAUGAUCUGGCAGAGAGCAUACGGCAUAGUCGUGAAGCCGUUUCUCUGUGCCCCGAGGGACAUUCUGAACGCGAGACCUACCUGAAUGACUUGGCCUACUCACUCCAGUCCCGCUUUGAUCACCAGGGCAGCUCAGAUGACCUCAAUGAGGCUAUCUCUUUGUAUGAAGAAGCGUUGCGCCCGCGCCCUGUUGAGCACAAAUUUUGUGAUUUCUCACUGGACAACCUAGGAGAUGCCCUACACACCCGUUUCAACCAAUGCGGUGAUGUUAACGACAUCAUCAGAUCCAUCAGCCUCCGGCGCGAGGUACUGACAUUGCGCCCGCCUGGGAAUCUAUAUCGUGAUUACACACUUAACAACCUUGCCGGCACGCUCCAAACCAGAUAUGAGAAAUCGGAUGCCAGCGAAGAUCUCGACGAGGCCAUCGAGCUCUACCGGGAUUCACUUCAGUUAAGGCCGCAUGGCCAUCCACGUCGCCAUACAGCUCUUUACAAUUUGAGCUCGGCGCUCUGUUCUCGAUUCACGCAAACUCGGAAGAAUGAAGAUAUCGAGGAGGCCAUUCGACUCUGCCAAGAGUCAUUGGAGGCUUUGCCUUCACUGCACCCAAGUAGAUAUUUCAGCUACGGGUGGCUGCAACAAGCCUAUUUGUCUCGUUACCGAGUGCAACACAACUCUACUGACUUGUCACUUGCUGUAGAGAACUUCAGACUGGCAUCACAGCAUCCCACUCAAGGACUCCCGGCACGCAUUGGAGGGGCUAUAGAAUGGGCUCGCCAAGCAGAAGUUUAUCAACACGACUCUGCCCUCGAGGCAUACCAAACGUGCUUGGAGCUUUUGGACAACCAUCUAAUGAUGCGGUCAACGAUUAUCUCACGGCGCGAAGCUGCAGCCGCUUUUCGCAGUGCACAAUCACUGCCCGUAGAUGCAGCCUCAUGUGCCGUACGUCGGGACGAUCUGAGACAUGCAGUUGAACUCGUGGAGCAGGGUCGUGGCCAGCAGUGGUCACUGGCCUCCCGACUUAGGACACCACUUGAAGACCUCCAGUCCACGAGUCUCCAGCUAGCUCGCAAGCUCUCAGAGCUUAGCAAGAGUCUUUCCGAUGCUCAAGGUUCCGCAAUCAAUGCAGAUCGAGUUGCUGCUGAUCAGGCAGCAAUCCAAUACAGGAGACUUACGGAGCAAUGGAGAGCUGCGGUAGCUGAGAUCCGUAAUCUUCAAGGUUUCUCGCGGUUCUUGCUCCCGCCUUCAUACGAAGACUUGCAAGCGGCAGCGCGUCAUGCGCCAUCGUUGUCCCCACGUCAGGAGAGUCCACACAACGUUCAAUUCCCGCGCAUCACUCUCACACAUCUGGAGAAGCUCAAGAAUGACUUUGCCAGGGAGAUACGACUUGCAUCUUUUAUGCGACCAAAGGAAACGAGGAAGGAAUUGCAAGUCCUCUUGCGGACAGUAUGGAAUGAGAUCAUACUGCCCAUUGUCAUCGUCCUCCAGCGCGAUCUCAGAGUGACAAGUGGCUCUCGAAUCUGGUUGUGUCCAACUGCAACCUUUACUUCCAUCCCACUCCAUGCAGCUCACCCCUUUCAAACGAAAGCAGACGGACGGCGUGAACUAUGUCUGGAGGACGUCUAUAUCUGUUCUUACACGCCGACACUUUCAGCUCUGAUAAGAUCUAGGCAGAUGAUGAAGAAACGUGCGACUCCGUCAUUUGUUGUAAUUGGGCAAAGUUCCCCGGGUGCGGGGCAAGGCAAGGCUCUCUUGACUGUUGACAGUGAGCUUGAGCUCGUCCGCAAACUCGUCCCCACGACUGCCAACCCCACCACUCUUUCCGGCGACGACGCCACGCGAGCAGGUGCACUCGACGCUUUGCAAUGCAACACCUGGGUGCAUCUCGCUUGUCAUGGGAAGCAGGACCGUGAGCAGCCUUACUAUUCACGUUUCGCCAUGAAAGACAAACCUCUGACGCUGCUCGACAUUAUGGAGAAAGACAUUCCUCACGCUGAGUUUGCAUUCUUGUCGGCGUGUCAUACCGCUGUUGGCGAUGUGAAGACACCCGACGAAGUCAUCCACCUCGCAGCUGGACUCCAGUUUUCAGGGUUCAAGAGCGUCAUUGGCACGUUGUGGGUGGUCGACGACGCUGUCGCGAAACAUGUUGUCGAAGCUUUCUACAAGAACAUGGUCAAGGAUUUGGAGGAUGGUGAGAUGAUGGACUGUACGAAGGCGGCCUGGGCACUCAACCGUGCUACAAAUGCCGUGAAGACGAAAGUUCCGCUUGAGCAGCGGAUGGUUUUCAUACAUAUUGGUGUGUAGUUCUAUAUCGCAUUGCUUCGAUAUCGUACAUUUCUACAAGUUAUUCUCUUUCGUCCAUGCUGUACUUAAAGUUGUAGGAAUUACCGCAUUAGCCUCUGUGUCUCACCCGUGCUUUAGCCGUCUUGUUUUCGCUUUCGCAGUAAUGCUGUCUAUUCUAGAGUCUUCAACAAAGUCAUUCGUUUCUCGAUG